Jaculus jaculus (lesser Egyptian jerboa) is the source of this 2884-nucleotide messenger RNA. It is a transcript of the gene Map3k21, whose product is annotated as mitogen-activated protein kinase kinase kinase 21. The record is from RefSeq and is a predicted model, not a curated record. Lineage: Eukaryota; Metazoa; Chordata; Mammalia; Rodentia; Dipodidae. The transcript has 9 exons. Gene Ontology annotation, biological process: protein phosphorylation. Bases 1 to 2553 code for a protein of 850 amino acids. Gene Ontology annotation, molecular function: ATP binding; JUN kinase kinase kinase activity.
AUGGCCCUGCGGGGCGCCGAGGGGCCGGCGGACGGGCGGCGCUCCCCUAGCCGGGGUGGCCCGGCGUCCUCGGGGCUGUGGGCAGCGCUCUGCGACCACGAGGCGCGCGGGCAGGUGGACGUGCGCUCCGGGGACACGGGCGCGGCGCCGGGCGACCCCGAGGAGCAGAGGAGCCGCCGGGGGCCGCGGUGCCUGGGCCUCUCCCCCGCCGGGUCGGCGGCGCCGUGCCGCCCGCCCUCGCCCGCGCCGCGGCCCGGCUCCCCGGUGCACGUGGACUUCGAGCUGCUGGAGCUGAAGGAGCUGAUCGGCGCGGGCGGCUUCGGGCAGGUGUACCGCGCCACGUGGCAGGGCCAGGAGGUGGCGGUGAAGGCGGCGCGCGGGGACCCCGAGCAGGACGCGGCGGCGGCGGUGGAGAGCGUGCGGCGCGAGGCGCGGCUCUUCGCCAGGCUGCGGCACCCCAACAUCCUGGAGCUGCGGGCCGUGUGCCUGCGGCCCCCGCACCUCUGCCUCGUGCUGGAGUUCGCGCGCGGCGGGGCGCUCAACCGCGCGCUGGCCGCCGCCGCCCCCGGGCCCGGCCCCGGGCCGCGCCGCAUCCCCCCGCGCGUGCUCGUCAACUGGGCGGUGCAGAUCGCGCGCGGCAUGCUCUACCUGCACGAGGAGGCCGCCGUGCCCAUCCUGCACCGCGACCUCAAGUCCAGCAACGUCUUGCUGCUGGAGAAGAUCGAGCACGAUGACGUCUGUAACAAGACCCUGAAGAUCACGGACUUCGGGCUGGCACGGGAGUGGUGCAGGACCACCAGGAUGAGCGCCGCGGGCACCUACGCCUGGAUGGCCCCCGAGGUCAUCCGGUCCUGCCUGUUCUCCAAGGGCAGCGAUAUCUGGAGCUAUGGCGUGCUGCUGUGGGAGCUGCUCACGGGCGAGGUGCCCUACCGCGGCAUCGACGGGCUGGCCGUGGCCUACGGGGUGGCCGUCAACAAGCUCACGUUGCCCAUCCCGUCCACCUGCCCCGAGCCGUUUGCCAAGCUUAUGAAAGAAUGCUGGGAGCCCGACCCUCACGUCCGCCCCUCGUUUGCCUUCAUUCUUCAACAGCUGACUGCGAUCGAGCAGGCUGUGCUGACAGAGAUGCCCCAGGAGUCCUUCCAUUCCAUGCAGGAUGACUGGAAACAGGAAAUCCAACAGAUGUUCAGUGAGCUGAGGACCAAGGAGAAGGAGCUGCGGUCCCGGGAAGAGGAGCUGACCCGAGCCGCGCUGCAGCAGAAGUCCCAGGAGGAGCUGCUCCGGCGCCGGGAGCAGCAGCUGGCCGAGCGAGAGAUCGACGUGCUGGAGCGCGAGCUCAACAUCCUCAUCUUCCAGCUCAGCCAGGAGGAGCUGCACAUGAGGAAGAGGAAGGGCAAGUUCAGGAGAGGCCGGCGGAAGUUCAAAGACGGACACCGGAUCAGCCUGCCUUCUGAUUUCCAGCACAAGAUCACAGUGCAGGCCUCCCCAAGCCUGGGCAAGCGCCGCAGCUCGGACAGCAGGCUCUCCAGCCCGCCCAGCAGCCCCGCGAUGCUCCCGCGCCUCCGAGCCAUCCAGCUGACCUCAGAUGAAAGCAAUAAAACUUGGGGCAGGAACACAGUCUUUCGACAAGAAGACUUUGAAGAUGCGAAAAGAAACUUCAAGAAAAAAGGUUGUACGUGGGGACCAAACUCCAUGCAAGUAAAAGAAAGAGCGACUAGCCGAGAGCGGGUAAGGCCUCUCUCAGAUGGCAACAGUCCUUGGUCAUCUCUCUUCAUAAAGACUCAGAAAACCUUGCCCUUGGCCUCAUUAUUUGUGGACCAGCCAGGAGCCGGUGACGAGCUUAAACUUGUCCCUGACGGACCAGAACACAGGAAACCACAGCAAAUAAAGCUCCCGGGUCAGGCCUACGUCGAUCUACCUCUUGGCAGAGAUGGCCAGAGGGAGAGCCUAGGCGAUGCUGAGGGCCAGGAGGAGCGGCCUUCUGCAGGCUCCCCUCAGGAAGCCCCAGCGACUAGCCCAGGGGCACCCCCACAGAGGAAGAGAACUGAGUCAGCCUUGUAUGGGUGUGGGGUGCUGCUGGCCUCCGUAGCUUUGGGACUGGACAUCAGGGAACUGCAUGGCACCUGGGUGCCGGAAAAGUCAUCACCCAAGGAGAGGCAGCAGAAGGACACCCUCCAGUGGACCUCCUGGCCUCGAGCAGGUUCCACUCCUCCUCUGAGGUCACUGUCCACCAACGGAGUGCGCAGCAGUGUCCUCGACCCCUGUCAUCUGUUGUCAGAUGACACAAGACUUCCCUCAAAGGACUCUCUUUCCUCAAGGUGCUUGUUGCAGGUGGAUGGAGAUCAGCUGUCCGUGGAGAGCCCCUGGAUCUCUUGUGACUUGGACAGUCCCACUCCAGGGAGCAGCCACAAGCCUGUCCCUGUGCCAAGGCCUGAGACUGACCACAGUGUGUUGAGAGACCUGGCUCCUUCCUUGUUGGAGUGCUUGGGUGGGGAUGCAUCUGCCUGCAAAGCACCCCAUCCCAGAUGGUCAGCGGCGGAUGGAAGUCCUUUCUAGUCUCCAAGUGGGUGGUGCUAGAUGCGGAAAAGAACCGGGCACCACGGGGGUUGGGGCUGGGCAUCGGGUCGGGUUAGUGUUUGUCUAGCCCGCAGGAACCCCUAGGCUUGCUCUCCGGUGUCACGUGAACCAGGCGUGUGGGCGCAUGCCUGUAGUCAUUGCGUCUGGGAAGCGGAGGCAAAGGGUUGUAAAUUCAAGUUCGUUCUCAGCUACCAGGUGAUUCCCUGUCCAGCUUGAGCUACUUAAGACCCAAAAUAAAGCAAAACACCACCAGGAUGGGAACGGCAUGGCCAUGCAAGCUGUCUUCUCCUGAUGAAUUCAUUUGCUAUCA